UGGAGCUGGCCGUUUAACUUAGUUUUUUAAUCUACAGUUCAUGGAUCUUUUUUUCUGUAACUAAAGUACUUGAAACUUUUUCAGGAGCCUGCAGUAGCAUAAGCAAGGAGUCGUCGUUGUUGUCAUCGUUGUGCAAAUAAAUUGCGUGAAAUUCGGUAAAACUCUGUGGAGAGCAGGUGCCCAACACACGGAACUACACUUUCCCAUUCUCAGUCGGGCGUUUGCCUGCCAUUAUAUUGACAAGAGGCUCACAGGGGGAGUAGCAAUUGGAGAGCGACAAAAGAAGCGUGCACGAGGCGAGCCAGUGUACACCGCGAGUAUGCCCAGUGGGAGUUGUAGCUGCUACCAUGGCAGCAGGAGAGGACAGCAGCGCCUCCGGCAAUUAUCAUUACCAACACCAGCAUCCCAACAACAGCAACAAUAACACCAGCAACAACAACAACGUCAACAACAAUACCAACGCCGCUGCAUCAGCAGCGGUUGUUGUGAAGCCAAGGCAAGAGAAGCAGUACGAUUACCUGCUCAAGUUCCUACUCGUUGGUGACAGCGACGUAGGCAAGCAGGAGAUACUCAGUGGCCUAGAAGAUGGUGCCUUUGAGUCGCCCUUCUGCAGUGGAAGUGCUUACAAGACUACUACUAUUUUGUUGGAUGGAAAAAGGGUAAAACUACAGCUUUGGGAUACAUCUGGUCAAGGUAGAUUUUGCACUAUUAUAAGGUCGUAUUCUAGAGGAGCUCAAGGAAUUCUUUUGGUUUAUGAUAUUACAAAUAAGUGGUCCUUUGACGGGAUAGACAGGUGGCUCAAAGAAGUGGAAGAGCAAGCACCAGGUGUACCCAAAGUUUUGGUUGGAAACCGUCUUCAUUUAGCUUUUAAAAGACAAGUUAGCGAACGCGAUGCUGAACUUUAUGCUGCUAAGAAUCGUAUGGCUUUUUUCGAAGUAUCUCCACUGUGUGACUUUAAUAUAAGGGAAAGUUUUUCUGAACUCUCCAGGAUGGCACUUCAUCGCAAUGGAAUGGAACGUUUAUGGAGAUCAAAUAAAGUGUUGAGUCUUCAAGAAUUGGCAUGUCGAGCGAUUGUGGCGCGAACGACUGUCUACGGCAUUGACCAGCUCCCGUUACCUGUGUCCAUCAAGUCCCACCUCAAGUCCUACGCCAUGACGACGGUACCGCAGCUGAGACCUCGUUUCCACAGCUCCUGCGGUAAUCGAACCUUUUGUACGAUCAAAUCCCUGAAUCUCGGCCACCGUAAGUUACGCUUCGUGGCCGGCACGAGUCCAAGUAGCGCGGGCUCAUCGACGCCCGGCAGCUCACCGCCCGGAAGUAUUAAUGAUUCACGCACGAGUUGCGCGGGUCGUAAUUCCUGCACGAUAUCCUGAUUGAUCAGAGAAAGCACGUUGUUGAUUGUUCUUUGAUCCAUGUUACAAAUGUAGCGUCCGAUAAUAUUAGUGAAUUUUGUGCUUUAUUUUAGUCGCACUAAAUAUUUUUUGGGUUAUCAGGUUGAUUUUAAAUUAAAAUUUUUUUUUUUUUACAACUUAUUGAUUUAAAAGCUGUAAUGACGUAUGUCAAGUACAAGUGCGUAAUAAUAUCGAUAUUCAAACGGACAUCGAUCUUUAACUUUUCAAGAAUUGUAUGGAAUUUUCAUACACAGAACCCAGGCAACAUAUGACUUAAUUAUGUACGAAAGCACGUUAUGUACCAAUUCGCGUGUGUGUGAGUGUUUGUGGGUGCGCGUGUUGUAUUAAUAAAGCAAAUCAGAGUAAAUUACUCUUGUAAAUUAUGAAGCCUAGUUUUUAAAAACAAUUGCCAACUGUUAUUUAAUUUAUUUCGUCAUUUUUAAUGCGAAAAAAAAAAUGCUACAGUUUACUAGUCUACGUAAAAUUUAAAUGAUUUUUGAAAACAAAUCAUUAUGUUUGACUCAAGAUAAUGCGAUGUUUAAAAUUACGUUUUACACGGUUUGCGAAAUUUUUAACAUUAAAUUAACUUAACUAUGAGUAACAGUAGCGAGCUAGUCACGGUGAUGAAUUUUAAAACUCUUGUAAACUUUUUUCUGAUUUAUUUACACUCAGAGAUAUACAUUAUAUGUUUAAAGGUUGUACAUAAAAAUUUUCACAGAGCAAACCUUCUCUAUGGUAUUAAACUCUAAAAGAAUCGUAACCGUAUCAUUGCCAUUUUUUUAAUUAAUGAAAUCGUGAUUGAUGUAAAUUGAUUGAGAAUUAGAAUUAUCGUACAUUUAAGAGUACUAACGUUUUUGAAAAUCGAAGAGAACUGAACAAAUUAUGUAUAAAAAAAUGAAUGAUGGAAAAACAUCUCAUUUGUGUAUACGGUAAUAUAAGUCGAUGACAAGUUUGGUUGAAUAACAAAAGGCAACCAAUCAUAUUUUUGUACAUCUUGUAAAAAGUAUUUUAUGUUACGUACUAAAAACUACUCGUUCACAUGUGUUUGUAGGUGUGGGUGUAUUUAAAAUCAUGUAAACUAAAAUGUGUGUAUACAUCGCUCGUACAGAAAAAUGUGAAACACUUGUAAUAUAGUUAUAUCAGUUAAUAAUAUUUUUGUUCUUAUUUGA
Copidosoma floridanum is the source of this 2560-nucleotide messenger RNA. RefSeq names its product RAS oncogene family member Rab40 (gene Rab40). The record is from RefSeq and is a predicted model, not a curated record. Gene Ontology annotation, biological process: intracellular signal transduction. Gene Ontology annotation, molecular function: GTPase activity; GTP binding. NCBI's taxonomy places the organism in Eukaryota, Metazoa, Arthropoda, Insecta, Hymenoptera, Encyrtidae.